Messenger RNA from Durotheca rogersii, 2452 nucleotides. RefSeq lists its product as uncharacterized. Bases 466 to 1857 code for a protein of 463 amino acids. The transcript is spliced from 2 exons. The record is from RefSeq and is a predicted model, not a curated record. Lineage: Eukaryota; Fungi; Ascomycota; Sordariomycetes; Xylariales; Xylariaceae.
GCCAAAACAACAUUUAAACCCCCCAUCUGCUUUCUACCAAUCUAACUCGUAUGUGCCCUCAUCGACAUACGUGAGAUAGUAUUGAGGCGUCUCCUAAUUGCGAGCCGUACAAUCGACAAAUUAGGAUCCGAGUAGACACUUGUCUACGUUUUUCGACUUUCUUAUCGGGUCCUAUUGGUUCUAUUUCAUCAACUUGUUAUUUACCGACGGACGAACAUUUCUGUCGUCCGGCUUCACCUUGAAAAUUCCAACUUCCGAGGAUCCACUGCGAAUAACCUGCCCGCGCGGACCGGAGCGCAUUGCUCCUCGGUAACACGGACGUAAACAAUCAAUUCGUCAGCGCCAAUACCACUCGCAAUCUCCCAGAGGAGACCGCAAACCUACCUACCCACUAGUACCGCCUAAAUCAAUCCGGCAUCCCCUCGAGUCUCUCCUCGUCUGCUCUCGUAGCCCAAUUCGCGCACGAUGCUGGCUGCCAGGGACCAGGAGAACUUGGCCUUCAGCCGCCAAAACACUGCUGCGCUGAAGCAGCAGCAGGGUCAGGUUAAGCGCCAACUACAGCCCAACACGCCAGGUGCUAGAUAUGCGAACACCCCGAUCAAAGUCCCUCUCAAUGACGAGAAUGGCACCCACGCAGCAGGGCCCGCUAAGAGCGUGCUUGGUGCUAAAUCACGAGGCAAUGAGAAUACUCUUACAUCCCAAGGAGCGAAGACAGUGAAGAAGGCGAACCUCGCUACGCCCAUGGCAGAGCCGCACAGCCGGGCGCCUCUAGGUAACAAAACGACCAACGCGAAAACCAAUGGUCGACAGGCCGUCAACGUCAAGAGUGCCGUUCGCGACGUUGAAAAGUCCCAAGCCAAGGCACCGACAACUAUUCGAUCGAGGCAGAAGCAGCCGCAGGCUGAGCUACAAAAGCUGCAAAUUCAUGCCGAAGGUGCGGAUCCCCUCAGCGAAGAGGAAGUCGAGUAUUGCCCUCCCAGGCCCAAAGAUCUCCCCUACGAGUCCGAUGUCUUCCCCGAUGGCGCCCUCACCUUUGACGCGUUGAAACCGGAGAAUCUGUUCAGGGGUUACUACGACUAUUAUUAUAACCCUGUCGAUGAGCAUGGUGUCCCCCUGGCAGAUAAGCAGUUGGAGGAGAGGAACAAGAAGGCCAUGGAGGAAUGCGAUAGACUCAUAAAGGAAGACAUGGAUAAAUUCGAGUGGAGUAUCCAGGAUGAAUUAGAAUCCGGCAAGAACCCAGUCCUGGUCGCAUCUAAGGGUGCACCGGAUGCGAGUCUCGGCGCAAAGAAAGUCGUCGCAACGAAGGGUCCUUCCACCGUCCAGUCGAGGAAGGCUGCCGGCGCCCUCGCCAUGGACGAUACGACCAAGUCAUUGCAGCGGAAGGUAGCCAGAUCUAUGGAAGCCAGCAAGGUCCCCGUCAGGAAAGCGGGAGCUUUUGCCAUUCCUAGUUUCAAGCGGCAGCCGAACCCGCCGGUCCCGUCUAUUCCGAGGAAGACGUCGCUGGAGAUCGAAACCAAUUCGAGGACCACCAUUGGUUAUAGCAAAGGUCGAUCUACGGCCUCGAUUCUCGCCCAGGGGACUGCGAGUAUGGAUAAGCCUGCGCCGAAAGCCGGGAUUCCUCGCCACGAUACAACACUGUCCCGUCAAUGGGACAAGAUCAUCACGCCGGCACGAUUCGCCCAAACGCAAAUCUCGGCCGCCGAAGAUCAGGAGUGGAAAGAGAGGGUUCCGUUCCUGUCCAUCUUCAACCCCGGAGUCGGUGAUGACGGUGAUGACGAUGACGACUUUGAGCUCGUCCCGGGCGGUAUGCCGUCUGCGGAGGAGGACGAAGAGUUCGUCAUGAAGCUCGCCGAUUGAGCGGUUUCCUGCCGUUCAAGUGGCACUCGGUGCGAGGGGCGGAGUUGGCGAUGGCGAUUAAUUGGACAAGGGUGCCGUAGUUCGGCGCAGGUGCUCAGUUACGCCACGGAGCAUGCGCGCGCGCACUCUUUGCCAGGAAGUCCGGUCGCAUGUAUCGAUAGUCUACGAAGCUGGUUUCGGCGUUCACCGACGGGGGAUUGGUAUUUGGUUGCUCUCAAUUCCGUAGAUACCAUCGCCUACAAGGUGUUUCCUUUAGCACGUAGGGAGCCCCUAUGGUGCAGUCCUUGAAUGCCCUAGGACUGGCUGCGGACCAGGAGUUAUCUCUUAUGCAAGCAACAUAUAUUCCACACCUUUCACUCCUGAACCAAGUUAUACAGUAGGGUAUGCUGCACACGAUUACUGCUUGGAGGCCUUAGGGACAAGGCCGGUCGCUGAUUACUGACGCCAUGCCGUCAAACUGCUACGUAGCUUUGUUGUCGCCGCAGCACCUCGACAACGAGGCGGUUUCGUCUAUGUAUAGGUCGAGGCCCAAACGGACCCGACGUGAUUAGGCAGAUUUCUCGGUAUGCUCCCCAGGAUAGAUAUAAUAAUACCC